AGGCUUCUAUAUCUUUUUUUCUUUCGUUCUUUUUUCUUUUUAAAAUGGUUUCCAGGAAAUCUCUGGCGAAGCCUCCCCCGAGUGCUAACUUAGAUGUGAAACCUGCCAACAAACUCCGGCGUCAACUCCUUCAUGUACAGCGGAAGCGGCUCAAGGACUCCACCCGGCGAGCAGAACGAUAUAGGAUAAAGAAAGAAGAAGCCAAAAAUCCAAAACUCAAGCAAGAUCGCUUACAGCGAAAUAUCCCGCUUACUCUUGAUCGUAAGAGAGUAUGGGAUAAAGCUAACAGCGAUGCUGAUGAUGGUUUGGGAUUGAGUGUCGACGUGGAGCGCAUCAAGAAACAGAGGCAGGAAGAGGAGGAGGAAUUGAACAAGCCAUUAGAGAAUUCGAAUGAGUUGCAAGUUUGUUCGGAUGACCAGGACGAGGUAGACAGCAUGUUAGCCAGCAGUGAUGAAGAAGGAGAAGGAGAAGAAGAGGAUGCGAACAGCGACACCGACGGCAAGUCUCGGAGGUUUUCUAAAUCAUCUCUUCCCUCCGCUACAGAGCGCGCAACGAGUCCGACUCAAUCGACCAAGAGUACAAAUCUCAAUUUGGCCCCGGAGACUUUGGCAGCUAAAUUUCCAUCGCUAUUUCCGUCUGAAGCACCGCCGACACCCAAGAUUCUCAUCACGACCUCUCUGAACUCGACCCUCCACAACGAAGCCAAAGCCCUUACGGACCUUUUCCCUAAUAGCCAGUAUAUCCGCCGCACCGCGCACCGUUACUCACACAAGUUUUCAUUAAAAGAAAUAGCAAAGUUUGCUUCAAACCGUAGCUACACUGCUGUUUUGGUCCUCCAGGAAGAUUCCAAGCGACCAUCCGGCCUCGAUGUUAUCCACUUGCCCAAAGGUCCCAUGGUCCACUUUACUAUCAGCAACUGGGUAGAAGGCAAAAGAAUCCCUGGACAUGGUGUGGGCACUGAGCAUUGGCCUGAAUUGAUUCUGAACAAUUUCCGCACACCACUUGGGAUUUUGACGGGUGCUAUUUUCCGGUCAAUGUUCCCACCACAGCCCAACAUUGAGGGGCGUCAGGUCGUCACAUUGCAUAACCAGCGUGACUAUAUCUUUGUCCGCAGGCAUCGGUACAUCUUCCGUGAAAAGCGUGAGACAGAGAAGAGUGUAGUUGAUGCAGAUGGGAAGGAGAUGAAGGGAGCCGAAGGAAUUAGGGCAGGCCUUCAGGAAUUAGGGCCUCGGUUUACGUUGAAACUACGAAGGAUCGACAAGGGCAUUCAAAGGGCAAGUGGGCAGGAGUGGGAAUGGAAGGCAGGGAUGGAAAAGCAGCGGACAAAGUUCCAGCUAUGAUUCCUAUUACAUUGCUCGGAGUUAGGGUUAGAUUCAACAAAAAAGCGGUGGGGUUCGUCGGAUAUAUUGCUUGUAGAUAUUAGUCAAAAUUA
Messenger RNA from Aspergillus alliaceus, 1432 nucleotides. Its product is annotated as rRNA-binding ribosome biosynthesis protein RPF1. The record is from RefSeq and is a predicted model, not a curated record. The transcript has 4 exons. The coding region runs from base 45 to 1340 and encodes 431 amino acids. Gene Ontology annotation, molecular function: rRNA primary transcript binding. Gene Ontology annotation, cellular component: preribosome, large subunit precursor; nucleolus. Gene Ontology annotation, biological process: maturation of 5.8S rRNA; maturation of LSU-rRNA. Lineage: Eukaryota; Fungi; Ascomycota; Eurotiomycetes; Eurotiales; Aspergillaceae.